UCUUUUUUAUUCUGUAGUUAAUAUUUUGUGCAGCUUAUCAAAUAGCAGGACUAGCGAAGCAUAUCUUCCAUAUUUAGUGCUUCCAGUACCACCUGUCUUUAAAGCUCUGUUGAAAAACCUGUUUUAACUUUAUUUACCUGUUGAAUCAUUUACCAAAUGUUUUUUUAAAACAGGUCAGUUCAAGGACAUUGAGAAAUAUUUUACUUCCCUGAUUUAGCUAUGUAUUUGGUGAUUUUGUUUAUCGUGUUCUGUCCAUUUUGUCAAGGGUAUUGGAGCCUGUAUGCCAGUCCAUCAACUUCAAUCGGAAAAAAUAACGUCACCCUUUAUUGCAACUUUGAUGAAUAUACUGAUAAGAAUAACAUUAUCCCUGAAAUGGUCAUGGAAAUUCGAACAAAAAACAAAAGAGACUGGAAAGAACUUGCAAUGACUAAUAUCACGGGAUCCUACCCUUUCCAAACAGAUCAAAGCUUGGACAUUUAUAGCAUGUCUUCUUUCAGUUGUCGCAUGAAUCGUAGGAGUGAAAUAUAUUGCAGGACAAGGAUAAUUGUCUCCUUUACACUGAACAUGUGUUCAAUUGACACAAACCUCUACACAAUCUUUCGAUGUAGAGUGUCCAACGGAAGUGAAAUUUUUGAAAGUCAGGAAAAAAGUUUCGUGCUGACAAAAGGGAAAUCUCCGAACAAAAUUCAGGCCCCCACCAUUGUAAAAAGCAGCGGAGAAGGACCAGGAGACGUGAUGCACCUUAAAUGCAUUGCCGACGUUGAAAGCAUAAAUGGGCUACCAAGCCAGAACAUCAGAUGGUGCAAGAAUAUAUCUGGAAAAUUUACUGAAAUAUCUCUACAAGACCUUCCAGUCACUGCAGUAGUAUCUAGCAGCAACGAUGGAUGCAUGCCUAUACAGCAAUCGGAGAUCUUUUACCACAUCAUGAAAAGUGAUGCAUCCCUAGAAAUAAUGUGUGAAUCAGGCUACAACAAAUACACAAGUGAAUGUGGAAAAGGAAGUGUAAAUGCGACGGUAUUCAUUAACAUCCAAACUUCGACUGAAGCAGGGGGACAGUGGAAAGUAUCUCCUAUCGUGAUAUACGACGAAAAUGAAGUUAUAAAUGGACAGUAUCUCAACACACAAGGAAUUGGAAGAACCAUUCAUCUGUUUUGUAGUGCUUCCUCCUUCACAUCUAACGAAAAGCCGAUGAACUGGUGUGUAAAAAAGACAGCCAAUGCUAACUGGACAAAAGUUGUCACGCAAGAAGAUGAAAUAAAGUCUUCAGCAAAUAAAAGUGGUGGAGAAAUGAUAAUGUUCAGUCGAAUUACUUAUCACAUAACGGAGUACGACAAGGUUGUCCAUUUUAUCUGUGAAGUUUCUAAUUUCUCUACCAGCCCCUGUGGAUCUGGAUUACGUUUUUCAAGUCUUACAAUAAGGGUAAACGCCCAUCAAACAAUGCCAUCUGAAAAGGAAAGUACCGCCACUGUGGCUGUUUUAUCUGUCUUUCUGUGUUUGAUUUUAAUUGCAGUAACGGCUCUUGUAAUUAUCAUAUACAGAAGAGGAGAAAUAACAGUAUUUGGAAUUACAAUCAAGAUUGAAAGGAUCAGCAACUGAUUUCAACUGCCAGAGGACGGGAACAAAGUUAUUGCAGAGCCUUCUCAAGCAAACUCGUCGAAUAGUAUAGCACAGUCAAGCAUAAGAUAUAUUGAUGAGCCAAUCAAAAUCAAUUCUAAGAUUGAUGAAAACAAGACAGAGCAUAAAGGGCAAAGAGAUUCUGAAGAUAAAAUUCAGGGAUUUUACGAAGAACCAGAAUGUGCUUUGGCGGUUCAAAGACAAAGUGUGUAUGAAAAUGAAUUGUUGAAAGAUGAGAUUUUGAAUGAAGGAGAAAAACUGAAACAAAAAACUGAAUCUAAAAUAUGUGACUAUGAUGAGCUGCACAUUGAAGAAGAACAGCAAAACUACGAAGAUCUAGACUUAAAACAAGUGCAUACACGUUCAAAAGAAAAGACUCGUGAAAAGAACGAGUCUUUUCUUUUUUCCUGAAAGAAGAACACAUACAAAAUUAAGCAUCUGAAUCAUAAAACAUUGAUCACUUUCUAGGAAAAGUUAUAAAAUGUUUCCUUGAGAAAAGAACAUUACUUAUCUUGUAUUUAUCAAUGAAAUGUUCAGUUAUGUAUUAUUUUAGAUUCAUGACUUGAUUUGUAGGUAUAUAUUUUGAACAAUCUUUUAUUACGUUUAAAAA
Molecule: messenger RNA, 2224 nt
Organism: Saccostrea cuccullata (small rock oyster)
Lineage: Eukaryota; Metazoa; Mollusca; Bivalvia; Ostreida; Ostreidae
Exons: 14
Coding region: 220-1596 (458 amino acids)
Source: RefSeq, a predicted model, not a curated record